GGCCUGCGCAAAACUAGCAUAAUGUGGUUUUGCACCACCAGAGGGAGAACUCGAACUACACCGUAGACCAGACCAAAGCGGAUUAGACCGGAAUCUGUGUCGUUCAGUCCAGUGUUUUGAAACGAACGAAAUGGUCAGGUGGAAAGCCACUCGAAAUUAAAAAGUAUUCCGUUUUAUAGCGCAUUUCUUGUAAAUUAUGUUACACUCCUUUUUAUAAUAUUAAUUCAAGAUUUUUUAAAGUUGAUUGAAGUUGUAAACAAUGGAAGCCCUGUGGACAAAAAUCGAAGACCCUCUUUCAUUGAUUAGCUUCAUGGUUCCACCCUUGAGGUUACUGUCUGCAGCCAUGUGGCAGGUGACAGAACAGAGACAGGUGAAGCACUAUAGGAUGCUGGAGGAGUUUGUAAUCAUGGUGACAGAGACUGUGCCAGAGCUUCUAAAUGACCAUCAAAGAGCUCAGCUUAUACUUGGCUUAAGAGCAAGGCGUCUUCUGGAGCUGUGUCGUGGUCAACAUCAGGUCAACCUGGAAGAAAUUCAGCUGCACAUAGAUCGAAUCCGUGCUCCUGUCAACCGUGAUGAGGUUGUUGAUGAAGAUAUAGAGGAAUCUGAGGCUUGCUUCUUGGACCUCAUUCGGACUCUUAUCAGCAACCCUGAAGAGAGGGAGCAUUUCUUCAAGAACAUUUUCCCAGAUGAAUACGGACCCAAGUUUGACAAAACCCUACAGGAACUUAUGGAAGAUUUCCUCCUACAGCUGGACCACAUGAUUUCAGUCCCAGACCUUUCAGAGACGGUUUCUUGGCUCAGGGCCUGUCCGUCUCUUCUGGAGGAAUGCAUUCAUUCAGUUUCGGUCCCGAAGCAAAUGAAGACUCUGCUUGAACGACACAGAGCUAAUGGAAAUCUUCAGGACAAUGCUCAUAACAGCUUUACAUUUUCAUCGCAAUCUCUCCCUCCUCUGGUUCGAGUCGUCAUAUCCAGCGAUCACACAGAAUCUGGCGACCCCUCCGAAUCGGGAGCUGAUUUUGAUGGUCAAGACAAAGAUUACUGCCACACUGAUCUGGAUACGCCCAGCUGCAAGUCUAAAAAGAGAAAAUUCACAAUAGAUACAGAGGAGAGAGAAGAUGAAGAGGAUGACAAUGAUCAAAACUGGCCAAUCAUGGGUGCCCUAUCUAGAGAAAAAAGGAACAGAUAUGAUGACGGCUCUAUUGGUGAAGAGCUGAAUCAGACACACACCAAAAAAACCUCGAAAAAAUCCUCUAAAAGGAAAAGAGACGACAGUGCAGAAGUGUCCAGAGAGUUUACAUUUAUCAAUCAUUUGGGGGCAUACACAGAAGAAUCUUCCUACCAGACCUCUGAUGCUUCAAAAGUUCCUUGGUCAGAGGAAGAAACGUUCUGCCUCAUUGACAUAUGGGGGAAAGACAGCGUCCAGCGAAGUCUUAAAGACUGUGCCCGCAACCGACACAUUUUUAACCUCAUCUCUAAGAAGAUGUUCGAGAGAGGGUUUACCAGAACAGCAGAGCAGUGUCACACCAGGAUAAAACGCUUAAAAAUGAGCUUUCGACAAUGCCAUGAAAACACUGUGAGAGGAGAAAGACCGGAAUGGAAGUUCUAUAAUGUUCUGGAGAAAAUUAUCUGCCGGAAAGACUCUACAGAACAGGAAAAGAGUAUCAAUGAUGUCACCAUUCCAGAAGAAUCCUCAGGACAGCAGGCAGAAGACGACACUGAUUGGGAUGUUCUUGGUCACGUCGGACUAGAGGGCACCAGGAAUAUCCCAUGGACAGACCUGGAGACGCAAACCCUCAUCAGGAUCUGGGGAGAAGACAAAACCCAGCGGGAGCUGCGAGGAGUUCUCCAGAACGGACACAUCUUUGCCAUGAUCUCCAAAAAGAUGGCCGCUCGCGGUUACGUCCGAACAGCAGAGCAAUGUCAAAGUAGAGUGAAAAGACUGAAGCUGUGCUUCAAACAGUCUCACGAGAGUAAACACACUGAGGGAAAAGAGCACGUUGAAUUUAAAUUCUAUAAACAGAUGGAGAGAAUUAUGGCUAAUGAAGAGUCAUGCUCAUCACAGAUCAAAGAGGAGGGGACUACGGACAUCGAAUACCAGGUGUACAAAUACCAGGAAAUAGAAACCACAAUGAACUGCAUGGAUGAUAGAAAGAAGGUCGCCUGGUCCGAUGCAGAGACGCUGAUUCUCCUACAGUUAUGGGGUAAUGAACAGGUCCAGCAGAACCUUCAGCGUUGCCCUCACAACGGCCCCAUCUACUCAGAGAUCUCUGAGAAGCUGAACGCUUACGGAUACCUGCGCUCCGCUGAGCAGUGCCAUACCAGAAUCAAACGACUCAAAAUCUGCUACAGGCAGUGCAAGGACAGCAUCAGUUCACCUGAAUCUGAACGUGUAGAAUUUAAAUUCUAUGACCUGAUGGAAGACAUUUUUCAAAAGAAAGCUUCAUCCAAAGUGUCAGAAGAUAAUGAACCCAACAAUGACUUGAAAUCAGACACCUGCAGCAGGGUGGACCAGACAGCAUCCUGGUCAGACUCUGAAACUGUGGCUCUAUUAGACAUUUGGGCAGAAGAUGAGGUGCAGGAAGCCCUGAGAGGAUCUGUCCAUAAUGGCCAUGUGUUUGCUGAUAUAGCAGAGAAACUGAACAGUCGGGGAUUCUUCAAAACACCAGAGCAAUGCAGAUGGAAGAUCAAGAACCUGACAAAGAAUUUCCGACAAUGUUACGAAAGGAAAAAAUGUGGCAUAGAGAAUAUAGAUUGUAAAUACUAUGAUAAACUGGAGCAGGUUCUUGGUGAUGAGGCCUUUUCCAUGGAUGUCUUUGAUGAACAUGAUCAGGAUGCAGAAUACCAGCAGGCAGCCAUGCUAGCCGUAUCUGAAUCGGGCAGGAAGAUGACCUGGUCCGACCGGGAGACGCAGGCCCUGCUGGAUAUCUGGGGUGAUGCCCGUGUGCAGCACAGCCUCAUGUCCUGCCCGAAAAACAGGCACAUAUACAGAUAUAUUUCAAAGAGAAUGAUGGCACUGGGUUUCAACAGAACGGGUGUCCAAUGCCACUCGCGUGUAAAAAGACUCAAGUCCCAGUUUUACUACGAUGGCAGGGAGGAGUGUAAAUUCUAUGAUCAACUGGAGCAGAUUAUUUUAAAGGACAGAACAUCUGAUGACCAGGACGUCAGUGAUCUGGAAUCCAUAACCGAUUCUGAUUCAGACUCUUUAGCUCUCUCCAAACCUCCGACUGUGGACGGGCCGAAGCUGGCAUGGGGUGACAGUGAGACACACACACUUAUAUCCAUCUGGGGGAGCGACCCUAUCCAGGAGAGGCUGAAAGGUUGCGUCAAACGCAAACCUGUUUUCCAGCAAAUCGCACUGGUCAUGGCUGAGAAGGGCUACAGCAGGACAGAUGAACAGUGUCGCUCCAGGAUUAAAAGACUGAAGGCCAGUUACCGCCAGUGUCUUGAUAAUUACAGAAAUGAAGGGGAGCAGGUGGAGUGGAAGUUCUUCAAGCAGCUAAAUAAAAUAUUCGAGAAGUACCCUCUAGAUGAGACUGAAACCACCACGGCUAAGGAGCCAGAGACGGUUGGGAGAAAAAACCCUAGCAGAUCUGCAAAAGCACAGAGAUCAAGGUGAUUCUGAACUGCAAAUAUGUUGUCCUGAUUUGAUCCAAAAGAAACCGCAAAAAUAAUGUGUGCAGAGGCAUCAAACUACAAAUGGAGAAUGAGGAGAACGUAUUUUAACAUUGAAAAUGUACAUACUUCACAUUUAUUAUGUCAAGUGUAUAUGGGGGAAAAAAAAUUCAUCAGGAAAUAUACACUACCGUUUAAAAGGUUUGGGUAAAGAAAUUAAGUCUUCUUAUUCAACAGUGACACAUUAAUCAAAAAUGACAGUAUAGACAAGGACUUCUAUUUAAAACAAAUGCUGUUCUUUUGAAUUUUCUACUCAAAGAAUCCUGAAAAUAAAUUAUCCCAGUUUACAGAAAACUAGCAGCACAACCGUUUUCAAGAUUGAUGAUAAUCAGCAUAUCAGAAUGAUUUCUAGAGAAUCAUGUGACACUGAAAGUUUGCAUCACAUGAAUUAAUUAGCCUACAUUGAAAGAUGCUUUCAAAUAAUAGAAAAUAGGUAUUUUACAUUUUAAUGUAGGAAAUUUUUAUUUCACAAUAUUAGUUUUUAGAAUAUUUUUCAUGAAAGAAAAUGCAUACUCAUUUCAGACUUAUUUUAAAACUUUGAACGGUAGUGUAUGUUUGAGAACUCAUUUUACUUGUUGAUCAACCAUAUUUUGUUACUGCACUCUCUCUGUCUGACUAUGUUACACUUGUGCCCCUGAAUUACCUCUGGAGAGAGACACUCAAAUUCUCCUGUAUAUCUAAGCUUAGGAAUAUAGAUCAGAUCUGAUGGAGGUAUUUUCUUUCAUGUGGACUGUGGAGUAUGGAUUAAGGACAAACACAAACCUUUAAUUGUCUGAAAUCCAAGCAACAUAAAUGCAGGACCUUAGAUGUUCGGGUUCUCUCUGAACUCUGCAUUCGUAUAUGUACAUCUGAAAGACAUUUGCCUAAUGGUGCUAUUGUCAUGUUUUCACAGGGUAAAAUCUAACACUGAAAUGUAAUUAGUCUCAGCUGCUUGGCAGCUUCAAUAGUGUGGGGAUGGGAUGGCAGUUUUGGUUUUGCAUAGCAUGAAGCGAACUGCAUCCUGAAGCCACAGUUCUAUUACUGAAUAAUUAACAGAAAGUAGCAACAAGAAUUAGAAAAACCAAGUCUGAAUUUGUAACAAAUAGCCCUUGUCUGAAGUAUUUUAGAACAUAAUGGAAUAACUGGAUGGAAUUCUUCCUAGUGCAGACUAAUUUCUCAUCUGAAUGCAUAAUCUUUCCAAAAAAAGAAACUUCCAGAAAAUGGAUUUGUAUUGUAUAUUUGUAACAUAAAAAGAAACAAAUUUGUGCUACAUGAAAAAAAAACACUGAAAAAAAUUUCCGUUUUGUACAAAAGCAUCUGCUUUUAAAUUACAUUUGCGAGAUUUAAAAAAUUUGAUAUAUAUAUAUAAACAAAUGUAAGUUAGUGUUACACAGGAUGAUGCCAAAGGUCAUUGCCUAAAUUUAAUCUCCAUAUAAGUGUGUACCCAAUGUGUAUUGGCAUUAGCCAAAUUAAUGGGUUAAAUUAAAAUUGUCAUAAUUUACUCACCCUCAUGUCGUUCCAAACCUGUCAGAUUUUCACUCAUCAUCAAAACAAUAAUGAAGAUAUUUUAUUCCAAUCUGAGAGAUUUCUGUCCUUCCAUUGACAGCUACACAACUACCCCUUUGACGGUCAAAAAAAUCACCAGUAAGUAAAUAAAAGCCUUAAUUAAAUCUGUUCACUGAAUACUCAUGAAUACUCUGGAGUCAUAUGGAUUAGUUUUACGAUCUCUUUAUGAACUUUUUGAAGCGUUAAAAUUGUAGCUACAUGGAAUGUCAAUGGAGGGACAGAAAUAACUGAUUUAAUAAAAAUAUCUUUGUCUUUUGAAGAUGAACGACAGGUUAUCUUUUUUAAGUUGAACUAACCUUUAAGAUCCGAGUCAGUAAAGUAAGUUUGUGAACAAAUACACAUUGCAUUGCUCAGCGAUCGUGAAAGAGUGGACAGUGUUAUUGUUACAGCUCUUCCAGACAAUAUUCUGGAGUGAGUUUAUCCAAUAUGCUUCUAAAUUGUCCAAGGUGGACAACCAUUUGGAAUUGUUGUUUUUUUGUUGUUUUGAGUUUUAAAUCUCAAAUUGAUUCUGUUCUUAGGCGUUUUACUGUGCAAUAAACAGAUUAUUUAUUUG
Pimephales promelas (fathead minnow) is the source of this 5770-nucleotide messenger RNA. RefSeq lists its product as uncharacterized. NCBI's taxonomy places the organism in Eukaryota, Metazoa, Chordata, Actinopteri, Cypriniformes, Leuciscidae. The record is from RefSeq and is a predicted model, not a curated record. Gene Ontology annotation, cellular component: shelterin complex. Gene Ontology annotation, biological process: regulation of telomere maintenance via telomere lengthening; telomere capping. Gene Ontology annotation, molecular function: telomeric repeat DNA binding.